Vespa velutina is the source of this 9902-nucleotide messenger RNA. RefSeq names its product histamine H2 receptor-like. NCBI's taxonomy places the organism in Eukaryota, Metazoa, Arthropoda, Insecta, Hymenoptera, Vespidae. Gene Ontology annotation, molecular function: G protein-coupled receptor activity. Gene Ontology annotation, biological process: G protein-coupled receptor signaling pathway. The record is from RefSeq and is a predicted model, not a curated record. Bases 1433 to 2563 code for a protein of 376 amino acids. Gene Ontology annotation, cellular component: membrane. The transcript has 5 exons.
UUGUUAAGAAUAGUCAUACAAAAAAGACUAAAAAUUUACAAAUAUAAUUUCGUUUUACAAUAGUCUAUAUAUUAUAAAAAAGAAGUAAGAAAUGAAAAGUUGAAAAAGAAAUCUAAUAAUUAAAAUAGAGAAGAGGAAUGACAGUGUACGCGGAUGAACAAGAAGAAUGAAGAGAAAAUAUUGAUAAAAGAAAAAAAGAAGAAGAAGUAGAGGCGUAAGAGUGGGAAAGAAAAGCAAGUUUUGAAGAGCGCUUGCGCCCAUUUAAUGGAAACGUUGGUUCUCUCGGUCGUUGUCGGUGAUCUUUCGCCGCCACCGCCGCCAACACUCGGAUAUUCAGCCGGUGUUCAGGCGUGUCGCCCACUUUGGGCUCAGUGAGCCGGUGUAGGAGCGCCGCGACGCCUAAAACAGCAGCUUUGACUCUACGCUGUCGUUGUCAUCGUCAUCGUCGUCAUCGUCGUCUAUAUUUUCGUCAUUGUCGUCCUCAUCGGAAAGCGACCGUAUCGACACUAACACUGUCAUCGCAGUUGCCACCGCCUUUUCGUCGUCUUUCUCCUCAUUUUCGUCUUUGUCGCCCUUGUCAUCAUGUUUGUCGUUCACACUUACAUUUUGCACCCGAUUUUCACGUUUUUAUUGUUAUCCUAACGCGUUGUCUUCGCCACGAAAUCACCGCCACCAACACCAUUACCACUACCAGCAGCCAAUAUCAUCGCCGGGUUGUGUCUUACAUCAUCGUUUAGCCGAUCAUAAAAACGCGAAGCAGGUUACACAUGCAAUCAUCAUAUUUGGUGUACCGCGAGCUGCCGACGGGGAGGUGAUAGGAAGAACUUACGAAUUAUCUAAGAUAAUUAAAAUUUGUAGCUUGGAGCAUAGAAAUGUGGACUCGUGGGAACUCGAAGAUUAAACAAUUCACAUAUAUGCAUAUCUCACAUACCAAUGAAGUGUGAUACUUCAUUUAUUCAAUCGAUAAAUUAUUGGCAUUUGUGCAUUAACGAUGACAAUUUUUCUUGUCAACACGUCGAUUGUCACUGUCAUUUUUUUGGAUGUGUGGGAAGUUUCCUCAUAUGAUCAUCAAAUUCACACAAAAUUGGUGUGACAUCAACGUUUUUCUUGCGUAUACGAGAAUGAGAGAAAGGAAAGUAAAUAUUUAAUAACUAAUUCGUAAAAUGCAAUGUGCGACCUGACCGGACUCUGGACCGACAUUCAAUCGGAUUGUCCUGAUCUACGCGUAUGCUUCAAACACUUCAAACGUUCCGAACUUGGAAAAUGCUCCGCUGGCGAAGCAACGUUGGGAGAAGGCGUAUGAUACACAUCAAUAUUAAAGAUCUCCAUUCAAUGAUUUUAUGGACCUGCCGAUAUCUUAAUUCUUUGGCUUAAAAGAACACUCUGCCAGGUGAAUCCGCAGUGAUAACUACUUUGAAGUAAACGUUCCAGAAUGAACGUAACAACAGCAGCCCACGGUGCUGCGAGUACCCUUGCCGAGUUUGUAGGCCUCGAGGAAAACGUAAGAAUGGAUAAAAGUGGCGGUAUUAUGGACGGAGACCUUGGCGUCUCACCAGUCACCCUAUCACCAGCUUGGUCCAGAGUCGCCCGGCUUCUUUUACUGGCUUCUCUUGCGGUUGGUGGAAGUGUCGGCAAUGUCUUCAUGAUAUCCGCAAUAGUUGUCGAAGAUCAAUUGAAAAAACGAGGAAAUGCGUUUCUAGUAAACGUUGCUUUGGCGGACCUAUUGGUGACCGGCCUUGUAAUACCGGUGUCCGUUAUCGUGAUCCUGGCAGGACACGAAGAAUCUUUAAGCACCUGCCGCUUUGAAUGGACUCUCGAAGCGCUUUGCUUUCUGGUCACCGUGCUAACUUUGACCACGAUAGCAGCCGAGAAUUACGCUCGCCUUUGUUUACCCCCUGAAAGAUACAGCUUUCUAACAGCGAGCCGAGUGACAGCCACUAUAAUCGUCAUUUGGCUCAUUGCGGUGAUCGCUGUGAUUCUUCAAUCAUCUAUCAACGUCGGACCAGACUUUUGCCUACGAAAAUUUGGCGGUAUAACGAUGGAGCAAAUAGUGGGUGUAACGAUAUUGGUCGGUUUACCUGCUGUAACAAUUACCUUGCUUUAUGCGAUGCUCGUCUUGUGCGUACGCCGAGCAACGAGGGGAUCCUACAAACCACCGAUCGCCUUUUCUUGGGACUACGAAUUAACUAAAGCGAACAUAUACAGCUGCUUGAUGUUUAUGAUAUUUUGGUUGCCCUUCGGCGCUGCCGUAUGCGUGAAUUCGUUUCGACCGAUGAGUGCUCAUGUUCUCUAUGGCCUAGCCUGGUUCGCCUUUUCCAAGUCUUGCUUCAAUAAUCUUCUCUACUGUGUGGCCGAUCGACACUUCCGCAGCGCCUACGUAAAGCUCUUUCAUUACUGCUGCUGCAAAACGACCGUGAACUUCUCUAGAAGAACGCGCGCCGAUGCUGGCAGGAAUUCUAGUGACGUGCGUUUAAGGGUUCAUAUCAUCCAUUCUUACGCGAGUCCGGGUUCCUGUAGACCUACUGUGACCAGACCGAACGGACGUGAAGUCUACGAGCUCUAAAACGGCUUUCUAUUAAUGUUUGCUAUUUCCUUUCUUUUGUGUGCCCUACCUCUCACUCCCCACACACGCUACUUAUGCUAUGAGAACAUCUAACUCGAGUAUUCAUUUUUCUUUUUCUGUCUCCUGAAAUCAAUUGUGGAGAAAAUGAAUUCGUCCAUAAGAGUAGUUACGGAAUAAACUUUCAAACACUCUCUAUUUUCAGCCAAGUAUAUACGAAGGUUUAUUGCACUUGAGCGCUCUUGCGCGCACACGAUACACGUGACUGGCUUCCAAUUUGGAAAUGCUAACGCGAUUCUCCGAUUUCUAUCCACUUAAAGUUUAUCGUCCUUUUGUCUUUCUUCUGUUAUUCUUGACACGAGGUGUAGUACGCACAAAAUGAGAAAAUUAUGACAUUGAUGGGUCUAUAUCAAAUCUAUAUUUCGAACGGACCAUCGUCACCGAUACGAAUUUGUAUAAAGAAUUUUGUCUUGUUUUAAAACGAAAGAGAGAAAGAGAGACACACGAAUUUACGAUGAAUUUCUAAGGAAACAGAUGUUUCGAGAAACUCACACAUGCCUUGUCUAUUUCCGUCUUCGUUUCCGUUAACAAAGAAAUACAUAUCUUUUCAAAUUGUAUUGCUGACAUAGACACAGUUAUAUUGAUGAAUAUAUCAUCGAGACUAAUCUCAUAAAAAAAUGAAAUACGUAUCGAUGAAUGUUUAUACAGUUUUUCUAACCAUAUUAUAAACCUGUUUUCCGUUUAAACAAAUCAGUAAAGAAAAGAGUCGCAUUCGAAAGAGUCUAUAAUAGAAGAAAAGAAAACUCUAUAUUCAAAAAUAGAUAUAGAGUUAUCUCAUUGAGAGCUGUCUGAACCCUCGUGACUCCGUCCGAUUUCGUUAUCCGUCCUUGUUCGAUUAAAAGGAUUCAAAGUUAUAAGUUUUUUUUAUAACAAAGCUGUCUCUUAGUUACGCAUCGUGACGCAGAAAAAUUUGAAAAUUUCGUAAUAAGAUUGUUUUAGGGAUGUAGAAUUUCCUAAGCACAAUAUUAAUUUAAAACGUUCUUUUCCUCGUCAUUUAAUAUAAAGAUUUUUAUAUUUUAGGACAACAUUGAAUUUUCGAUUAGAAGAUUUUAGAUUUCAUUAUAAUGAGAAGAAGAUUGUUUUUUUGUUCUCUUUCUCUUUCUCCCUUUCUGUCGUCUUUUAUGUUUCUCUUUGGAUGAAAUCUGCUGUGCUUAGAUGGCGUUUUAAGAGGAAGUCAGAAGUUGACGGAAAAUAGAUUUGAUUUAUGUUAGAGUGGAAAACGAUUAUCUAAUACUAUCAAGAUGAACGAAAAUAAUUUAGGACAAUAUAUAUUAAAGCAACACGGAUCUUCAAGUUUCGAGAAUGAAAUAGUGUCAUCGAUCAAUCGUUAUGUCUGAAAUUGUGGUGGCGCUACCUGUCGAGGUAGUGAAGGGAAAAGAGGAAAGCAUUCGUAAAGGGCAUUCGUAAGCUUUAAAGGGGCUGUACUUUCUUGCUAGCGUUCGAUGUGGAUUAAUCGCCACUCAUAUUAAUUAAUUAUAUUAGCUGUUCCUUGAUGACUUACAAAAUUAUGAUUUUCAACGGUCUAUCUAUAUCUAAUUUAGUAUUACUCUUUUAUGCAAUAGAAACGCAUAUCAAUUAAUUACGCUUUUCUUGAAAUUUACUUUAUUUUAUACACUCGACUGCACUUUCUAUAAAAUACGUUUAUAAAUUUUUGAUUCGCUCUGAAAUAUUACCAGUAGAUAUCUAUCAAAUUGGUUCGUUUCCUCGACGCGAAAUGACAAAUUAAUCGAUCUAUAUCGAACCAAGAAUAUAGUGAUACUUUGAAUAUCUAACGAUUCAAUCGAUUUGAAUAAAAUUCAUGUUAUUAUCAUUUUUUAUUCUUUUAUGAGCACGUAUUUACGUAUAGAAAAGUAUUUCAAAUAUUUUCCAUUUCAUCUGGUAAUUUUCCACUUUAUAGAUCAUUGAAAAUCAUUACAAAACCAUGAUCUCGCAAAAUUAAUUCUUAUUUAGAUAGAUAAAUUUUAAAUAGAUUUUUAAUUUUUAAUUACGAGAUUAAACUUACGAGACUUUUAUUUCUUAACGUGUAAUUUUUCUACGUCAUUUUAAGGCUAAUUGAAUUUCUUGAAAUCUUGCUAUUAUAAUAUCGCUGAAAUUAGUAUAUAUUCUAUAUACCACAUAUAUUUUUUUAGCUUAUAUCUAAAAAAAAGGUAUAAAAAGUUUUGUACAAUUCUCUUGUGAAAAUUUCAUAUCCGUGUAUUUAAUGAAUUAUUAUAUUAAUCUCAAUAAUGAUAUUAGAGAUUGGAAUAGACUUUCGGGAAGAUAGUAUGUAUUCUCUCUCCGUUUAUCAAAUGGUACUUAAAUUCACGAAACAUUUCUUAAAAAAUUAAACAAUAUAUUAAGUUGAACAAUAAAUAAUGUCAACAUUUACGACCAAAAAUAUUGAAUAUAGUAUUGUUUAUUCGUAGAAAAUGUUGAAAAUUACAAUAUUACUUAUUGGCCAAUCUAAUACUAACAAUAGCGAAAAAAUUGAACUCCGAACAAGAUAACAUCUUUUGAAAACGUAUCUAUAUGUAUCAUUCUAUACGUGAAAGAAUGUUUUCAUGGACGUUAUACAUUUCUAUUCCAAAUCGUAAAUAAAUCUUGCUCUAUUCUGUGAUUAAAUUCGCGCAAAACAUAUAAUCGUAUUUAAUCAUUAAAGAAAUUAUCGUUUAUGACAUUUUUUAUUACAUUAUAUAUGCACACAUUUACAACACACGAUAUUUUUGUGUCAAAAGUUUUUUGCAUAUAUAUACAUAUGCACUUACAUACAGUGUGCAAAUAAUUCGAUAUUAUUAUUUGCAUUCGCAUAAUUUUUAAAUCCAAAGAAAAAUGAUGAGAUCGAUAAGUGAUUUUAUCUUUGUGCUAUUAGAACUCUAGUUUCGGUUACUCCCGAGCACGAUAACUUUAUAGCACGAGAAAAUAUUAGCUCUGUCAUGUCUGAAAAUAAAUACUUCUUAUCUGCAUAUUGUGAUCAAGUAUAUUUUACGACGAAAUUUUUUAAAGGAAAAGAAAGCAACAUAAUCAAAUCAAUCUCUCUUUGGACAUAUGAAAUAAAGAACUGAAUUUAUUUUUUAAUCCAAUUAUACAGUGUGAGGCAGCUACGAUAAAACAAAUUACGAAAUGAUCAAAUCAGGAGAAAUAUGUCGUAUUUUAUUAAAUCUUUAAAUAUAACACACUCUCUCUCUCUCUCUCUCUCUCUCUCUCUCUCUCUUUCUCUCUCACUCUCUCUCUCUCUUUCUCUCUCUCUCUCUCUCUUUUAUAUUUAGUAAUUUAAAUAAAUGUAAUAAGUGUUUCAAACUCAACAAACAAAACGAUAUGUUUCUCAUGAUAUAUCUUAUAUACGUAUAUAUAUUAUAAGUAUAUAGUUCGUCUAGUAAACAUUGAUAAAUUAUGAUAAUGACGUAUAUAUAUACUUAUGUAUAUAAUAUAUGUAUAUACUUAUAUAUUUCUCAUGACUGUAUAUCUCUAAAUAUUGUAUUUUACAAGCCUUCUGUCAAUCUGUGAUCACAUUGUUAAAUAUGAUCGAAUCAUAUUAUGGUCGAUGUACGUAUGUAUGUAAGUCCAAGUAACAGCUUUCGAAUUCGACACGAUUAAAUCGCUAAAACGCGAUCGACGGAUCGUACGACUCGAGAAACGGGACCAGGAUCAAAAACAAGUUUGUCGUGCUACUACUUCUUACCAUUUACUUCUUUACUACACUUAUCCUGCAUGUAAAUAUAUACAGGAUGAAAUAUAAUGAAUAAAACGUGACCAAUUAAAGAUUGAUUGCUUGAAAAUUUUCUUCGUUUCCAAUGGACUUGGAAAUCUUUCUUUAACUCGUACAAAUUUAUAUAUGAUUCUAUAUAACAUUGAUAAUAGCAUUCACAAGUUUAUUUUUUCUAAGCAAUUUGUAAAAUUCAAGUUUAAAAAACAUGUAGAUAAAAAAAUUGAUCACGUUAUACAAUUUACCGACAUUACGCACGAUAUUCGUAAUCUAUAAAUUCGAAUCUAGUUUUUCUCUAUAGUGAGUAAUAUCUCCCUUCGAGCUUGAAUCAUAUUUAUUUAUCUGUAUUUCAUUUACCUGUUAAUUUAUAACCAUGGGUUAUAAAUUAAAUUCUGUGACUUAUUUUUCUUAUACUUCAUCAUCAACCUCUAGCUACGCUAAAUACGUAUCCAUCUUACAAGUAUGUGACGCAUCAAAGGACAGAAUUUUCAUAUGUAGCCUGGAGAAAGAUAUUACACACUUCAAAAAUGAAAAGAAAUAAAGAUAUAUGAAAAUGAUGUUAUUAAAUUAGGUCCUUACACAGAAACUUAUAAUUAGUAAAAAAAAUCUUUGUCAGUUCAUACUAUGUAUUUGACUGUAACGAUAUAAAUGUACAUGUAAUAAGUAUAAAUAAGUUAUAUACAAGAGUGUAUAUGCCCACGCAUACACACACGUGAGGUACUUCACGUAUUCAAAAAUCGAUACUCCAAAUAUUCGGCCAUAUCAAAGAGAUAUUCAAUGUUCAUUUCUUCAAAAUUGUUUCAUACAUGUUGUCGGCUAAAUUAAAUCAAUUCGAUCGUUUCUUCAAUACCGACACAGUAUCCGUCCAAGGAAAAAUUCAAAAUUUAUAAAAAAUAUCUACAAUCUAUUUGUAUUAAUUUUAGAUCUAUAAUCCCCCUCACUAUAAAAAAGAAAAAAACAAUUAUAUUUCGUAAAAUACAAUUUAUAUUUAUAUAAAAUAUAAAUCUUUUUUGUAUAAAAUUACAAUUACGAAUAUUUUUGUACGGUAUGAGAGGGAUAAUUUACGAAAAAGCCUAAAGUGUGCGUGUAUGCGCGUGCUCGUGUAAAUAAGACAACAAUAAUAUAAACCAUGAAUGAAAACUGUAUAGAAUCAAAGAACUAAUUACAUACGAUACUCAUUAUUGAUCUUAUAAGAAAUUAUGAGCUUCGUCCGUCACCGGAGAUUCAUUAAUCUCGUAUUGCGAUCUGUCUAUUCUCGUGCAAGUAAAAAUCGGUAAUUAAUUGUGAACUGUCUAAAUAUAUUUAUAUAUUGCAUUAGUAUAUCUGUAAUAAAAUUAUGGUCGCGAUAAAUGUAUUCCAAAUUAAAAAAUCUGUAAGCAAUGAUUGGAGGUCCUACAUAUACUUAAAAUAAUAAACUUAAACGACAAGUAUAUGUGAUAUAUACAGGAUCUCUCAUUUUAAACGAUAUGGCUAAAUAUCUCCUAUCCUAUUAUUUUUAUAAACAAAUGUUUCAAAUAGAAGUUGUUAAGUUUUAAUGUGGAAAUGUAAUAUGUAUUGCAGCUAUUUCAUAAAACAGGCUGUUGUCAAGAUACGGAAGUCAUAACAAUUUUUUUACAUGAAAAUCGAUAUAUUAAGCCUGACAAAAAUUGUAGAGAAUAUAGUACUAAUCUACCGACCAUCUGCAGUAUUUUUUCAUCGAUAUUCAAUCAAUUUAUUUUAGAAGUUUAACAAACUGAUCAAUUUACCUGUAAACAUCUGAUAAGCAAUGAAUUCAUUGAUCAAUUUUGUUUUCUAUUUGUAUGCAUUUUUUUCAUACAUUUUUAAAGUUGUUAUCAUUUGAAACGCAAUGCUCUUCAGCAGUCAUAAAGGACAUUAAAGCAAUUAUACAGUUCGUUAAACUUCAAGGCGCCAUAACUUGAUGAAAUAUUGAUAUUCUCUACAAAUUUUGUUCAGCUUAAAAUAUCGAUUUCCACAUAAAAAAAUUGUUAUGCCUUCUGCACAUUGAUAACAGCACCCUCUAUGAAAUAGUUGUAAUACAUAUUACAUUUCCACCUCAAUAAUUAGCAACUUUUAUUAAAAAUUAAUUAUUUAUAAAAACAAUAGGAUUGGAGAUAUGAUAUUUGAUCAUGUCGUUUAAAAUGAGAUACCCUAUGUGUAUACAUAUGUAAAUAUAUAUAAAUGUACGUAUGUAUACAUAAAUGUUCGUAAUCUCAAACUGAAAAUAAGAGGAAAAUGGAAUACAUUCACGUAUACUUCGCUAUUCUUUAUUAUCCAUCUAGAAAUUAAUAAAAAAGAAGAAUCAUAGCUUACUUUAGAAUAAUGUAUGAAAUCCCUCUACAAUUGUAGAAUUAAUCAAUUAAUUAAUUCUGCUCAAAAGACUGACAUUGCGCCGUCAUUAUACAAAAUUUAUAAAAAUGACAAACAAACGAAAAAAUACAAGAUUUUUGGAAUGACGAUCGGUUGAUAAAUUUAAUAAAUUUUGUUGUAUAAAAACGUAGGUAAUCACAAGGAAUUACUCAUAUUUAUAUAUUAAGAAUGUAUAUUUAUACAUACAUAUUGUAUGUAGCAAGAAAAAUGAUCAAAACUUUAAAUCUAUAAUCUAAAUUAAAUCUGUUUUUCGAAUAUGAAAAUUAUAGCGUAGAAUAGAAAAAGGAAAAGACUAUAGUGGCAACUUGUUCUAUUGAAACUUGCUACUAUGUAAUUCCUAUCAUGAAACUUGUCAUAUGCAUAAAACUGUUAUAUUCUAAACUUUGAGGACCAGAAAUACACAAUAAUGCAUUAUUUAUUUUAUCUGUAUACAUACAAAGUGAUCGAAAUGAUCAUUAUAUCAAGUAAAUUAAAAAAAAAGGAAAAAAAAAAUUGUGUUUAGUAUCUUGUAUAUGCGUUACUUCCCUUACGAAGUAAAUUCGGUUUAGAUUAUACGUAAUUAACAUUGUCAUUGAAAUAAUAUAAUAUUUCUUUACUUAAAAUAUCGGAUUUGUUUUCAAUCGAAUAAAAUGAACUUUUUAUGAAAAUUAUCAGAAUUAAAAGGACUUCGACACGUGCUUGUUAAACAUGUAUAAUCUGGAUUCAAGUUUAUAAGUCAUUAUACGGCUCCUUUUACUAUGUAAGAAAGUGAAAGAAUUAAAAUAAAAAAAAAAAAUAAAAAAACUAAAUAAAGAAAAAUAGAAUAUAUCAAUGUCAUGUUUUAAAAUAAAUGUCUAUGAUAAUAUUACCAAGAGGGCCAUUGAUAUUAUUCAAUCGUCGGUUUGAUCUUAUAAUAAAGAUCAAAGUAAAAGAUACUCCAAUAGUAGCCUAGAUGCAAAUGUAAAAACGUCACGAAACUCAUAGAAAUAGAUAGUAUUUUUUUGGUGAAAGUUAGAUCUUAAAAAUCUAUGUGACACCGACAGUAAAAUCUCUUUAUCGGAUUAUAAAUGUAUUUAUUUUGUACUUGACUAUAUUUUUUGCAUUAAUGUAUUUUUCGUAAACAGGCUGAUGUAAUGGAAAACGUCAUACCUCUUAGAAUGCAGCAUCUCGUUUUAUGAAUAUAUUUUACUGUAAUUUGUGUAAACGUAGAUUUUAUAAUGUUGUAAUAAAAGACACUUGUUUUUACCUCGUGUA